AGGUGUAAAAUUAACAUUAAAAAAUGUUGAUAUAUUUUACACCUAAAAAGUGUUAAAGUUAUGAGGAAAAAAAGUUAAUCGUACCCCCGUUUUUCUAUCUCAGUGCAGGAUUAUGCAUAUUUUCGUGACUGAAGAAAAUCGCGCAAAAUGGCUUUAUGCAUACUGAAAAUUUGCAUAUCCUCAGGAGAUUUCUUUCAAAUAACUUACAGAACACUAUUCAAGAAUUAAACUCCAGCUUUGAAUGGGAAGAUUUAGAGGUACUUUAAAAAUUAUUUUACAAAUUAGCUCCCAAAAGUAGGCAAUUUCUACAUGAUUAUUUGCAUGAGCUCAUCAGGUGCAUCAUCCCGAAGUGCAUAAUACCACAAUAUCCUGUAUUUAUCACUCAAAUUCCACAUUUUGAUUUCAAUCGUCGCGUCGGCGUAUUUCAUAUUUGAGGAAUUUGGACUGUGACAUUAUUAAGAAUUUAACCUGCCGAUGCAUUAGUUUAUUUCAAAUACAAGUGAUUAUUACAAAAAUCAAUUAAAAUUAAUAACAGUAAAUUUACACAACCGUGUAACUUUUGUGUAUUCACAUUUGUGUUGCAUUUACACGAUAAAUACACAAACUUUUCGCCAGUAUUCUUUAUAUCUAUCAAAAGUUUAUCUACCAAACUGUAAAUUUUAUGAUUUUUUUCAUCAAAUUUUGCAUAAGGGUUCAUAUUGUGUUAAUGAAAUACACGUUGAACUAUAAGCAUAUAUGCCUAUAGGAGGUAUAGGAUAUUGUCAUUACACAACCUUGAAAUAUAUUUAUUAUGUGCUUUUGCAUAGCAUAACAUCGAUAAUUAAGAUGCAAAAAUGAACCAGUAAUUAUCGUCUACGUCUACAAAUAAUUGAAAAUCAGAAUCAUUGACAAAUUGAACAGUCGUGUUUCUGGGGUAUGAUUUUCAUUAUCAAGGAUUAAAGGGGGCAUUUAUCAGCUAAAGUACUCGCAAAGAUCACAAAACAGCAGUUCGUGAGGGAAAAUUGAUAACGCACAAAUAUUAUCACAAACUCUUCAUAUUAUUAAAUUAUUCAAGUAAUUUAUGAACUGAAUCUUGAAUUAUACUUUCUUCGUCAUAAUCUAUCUAUACAAUCAGUUAAGAUUUUGAGCUCAAUAUCGUCACACCGUGUUCCAAUUGACCUUCGCGACCGGCUGGGAAUACUUCGAUCAGAAAGAAAAUCACACCGAUAACACAAUUUUCCUGUCCUUGUAAACUCCAAAGAGUCACUUUUGAUGAGGCAAAGAUUCUGAGUGCAUGUUUUGGGUUUGUUUCUCGCGUAGAAUAUAAAUAAAUUCGUGAGUGAGAGUGUAAUAAAAUGUGGUCUGAAAUAGACACACAGAAUAGUAUAUAAAGUCAACAAUUCUUCGGUGUAGUGUGUCUGUUUUGUUGUGUGAUAAAGCCGAAAAAGAGUCAAGGUCUUGCUGUAUUUGAGCCAUUUCGACACACAUUUCCACCAAGCCGGCCGGCUUGUGUAUGUGACCAGGCUGUUAAUCAGAUGACGGAGCAUUUUGAUCAUUAGUGCUUCACCAUCCGAGCUCAACGCAGGUUUCGGUUGCCAGUUCCAUAGAAACCUUCAGAGUUGUGACACUGCUUCCAAGAUGAGUUUACUGAAGAAUUUUAUUCUCAUCUUCAUUGGGAUGUGUGGCUUUUUGGGUGUAAGAAUCUAUAGGCAGACCUUUGGACCACUACCCAAGCCCAAUGUAGAUGUUGCUGCCUAUUGGGGUCCAGGAGAUAGGGCAUCCUACAAGGAAGACACUGCUGUGCAUCCUUUUAAGAUUUCCUACUCCGCCGAGGUGAUUAGUAAGCUAAAGACUCGUUUGGAGAAUGUACCCGAAUACCAUCCGCCCCUGGAAGGUGUCAAUUUCGAAUAUGGUUUCAACAGCAAUCACCUCAAGCAGGUGAUUAAGUACUGGAGGGAUGGAUACUUGAGCAAAUGGGAACUGCGUCAGACCUACCUCAACAAAUAUCCCCAUUUUAAGACACAAAUUCAAGGCUUAGACAUGCAUUUUAUCCACGUAAAACCAGCCAAAGCAUCUGGACGUCCAGUGCUGCCAAUUCUUCUUCUCCACGGAUGGCCAGGAUCCGUUGUAGAAUUUUAUUCAUUGAUUGAAAAACUAAAGGGUAACGAAGAGUAUGAUUUCGAAAUUGUUGCACCUAGUCUACCGGGAUAUGGAUGGUCACAGGCUUCAGCUAAGAAGGAUUUGGGAUAUGUUGAAAUUGCUGUGAUAAUGAGAAAUCUAAUGACUCGUCUGGGCUAUCAGAAAUUCUACAUUCAAGGCGGUGAUUGGGGAUCAAUCAUUGGCUCAAGUUUGGCUACACUCUUCCCCGAAAACGUUAUUGGCUAUCAUUCGAAUAUGUGCGGAGCUAUGGCUCCAUCGUAUGCUAUUAAAAUGACCAUCGCCAGCUUCUAUCCUUCAUACUUCAUCCCCAAGGAAUUUGUUCAUUUCUUCUAUCCCUUCUGGUCAAAGUUUAGUUUCAUUCUGGAGGAGAGUGGAUACAUGCACAUACAGUGCACUAAACCUGAUACCAUUGGCACUGCCCUAACUGAUAAUCCCAUUGGAUUGGCUGCAUACAUUCUUGAGAAAUUCUCCACCUGGACAAACCGAGACUACCGCAAUUUACCCGAUGGAGGACUCUCCAAACGCUUCACAAUGGACUCCCUCUUGGACAACAUCAUGGUGUACUACCUUACAAACUCCAUCACAACAUCCCAGCGACUGUACUCCGAAGCCUUUACCUUCCGGCAAUUGGCCAUGAAUAUGGACAGAGUCCCUACGAGUGUCCCUACGGGCUGUGCUCGAUUCCAGUACGACCUGUCGCACAGUAUCGACUGGACGCUCAAGGAUAAAUUCCUGAAUCUAGUCCACAGCACUUACUACGAGCAAGGAGGACACUUUGCCGCCAUGGAAGUGCCCGAUGUGAUGUACAAAGACCUCAUGGAUUUUAUUGGGAAGGUUCAGAACCGUGGCAAAGCCACCAAAAGUGAAUUGUAAUUGUCUAAAUUUGUAACUGCAUUUAGCAAUAAAAUGGUUUGUUUAAAAAAAAAA
Phlebotomus papatasi is the source of this 3066-nucleotide messenger RNA. RefSeq names its product juvenile hormone epoxide hydrolase 1-like. Gene Ontology annotation, biological process: epoxide metabolic process. Gene Ontology annotation, molecular function: epoxide hydrolase activity. The record is from RefSeq and is a predicted model, not a curated record. Bases 1618 to 3012 code for a protein of 464 amino acids. The transcript is spliced from 6 exons. Lineage: Eukaryota; Metazoa; Arthropoda; Insecta; Diptera; Psychodidae.